Molecule: messenger RNA, 5103 nt
Organism: Nerophis ophidion (straightnose pipefish)
Lineage: Eukaryota; Metazoa; Chordata; Actinopteri; Syngnathiformes; Syngnathidae
Gene: sele
Product: selectin E
Exons: 21
Coding region: 48-2831 (927 amino acids)
Biological process (GO): response to cytokine; heterophilic cell-cell adhesion; leukocyte tethering or rolling
Cellular component (GO): membrane; external side of plasma membrane
Molecular function (GO): sialic acid binding; oligosaccharide binding
Source: RefSeq, a predicted model, not a curated record
UCUUGUAUGCGCUUAUCGUUGUUUAUUAUUGCACUCCACCCUUAGGAAUGUUUAGCGGAGGGGGAAGAAGUGAAAGGAAAGGGGUGGGAAUUUCCACCGAAAAGGUGCUGACGGCUUCCAGGAAGUGCGAGCGGGGACGAUAUAAGGAGACGCGCGGAGCCCGUGAAUUCACAAUCGUCUCAGCUUUUCAACCAACCAGAGAGUUCGGCUGUGCAAGAUCAUCUAAAAUGGAAUUCUGCUGUGGAUUAUUUGGCAAGAAGUUCACCUCAUGGAGCAGCUUGGCGUUUAUUUUCUCAAUGCUGUGCAUGCAGACCAGCGUGGAGUGCUGGUCCUACUUCUACUCCAACAACACCAUGGACUGGGAGCAAGCCCGAACGUGGUGCCGGGAGCGCUACACCGACAUGGUGGCCAUCCAGAACCAGGAGGAGAUCGCACAUCUCAACAGCUGGCUGCCCAAGAUGCCCACCUAUUACUGGAUCGGCAUCCGUAAGGUCAACGGCACCUGGACCUGGGUGGGCACCAACAAGGCUCUCACGGCCGAGGCCACCAACUGGGCUCUGGGGGAACCCAACAACGGCAAGAGCGGGAAGGUGCUCGGCAGGAGCGAGGACUGCGUGGAGAUGUACGUCAAGAGGGGAUCGCAGCCCGGGAAGUGGAACGACGAGAGGUGCGGGAAAGGGAAAACCGCCUUGUGCUACACAGCCGCUUGUCAGAAAGACUCCUGUGUCCAUGGAGAAUGUGUGGAGACCAUUAACAGCCACAUGUGCCGGUGCCUUGAAGGUUUUUACGGAGACAAGUGUGAGCACGUGGUUCAGUGUAACAAAGACGAGCUGACCGUGCCUCCUAAAGGGAGCCUAGACUGCACCGGCAAACACGGCGACUUCUCCUUCGACUCCCUGUGCCAAUAUUCCUGCGAGGAAGGCUACCGGCUGAGCAGGCCGGGACCUUUAAGGUGCACCGCCUCUAAGAGCUGGUCAGAGCCGCCUCCAACAUGCCAAGCGGUCCAGUGUUCGGAGCUGUCGCGUCCAGAAAGAGGAUCUAUGACAUGUCGGGACCCCGUGACCGCCUCUGGCUUCCAGUCCUGGUGUGUGUUCGCCUGCCAUGAGGGCUACGUCCUGUCUGGCUCCCGGUCUCUGCGAUGUGAAGCGUCGGGAAGUUGGAACGCCUCGCAGCCAACUUGUGUUGCUGUCCAGUGUCCCGCCAUGCCUGGCUUAGACAACGGUGCAGUCGACUGCGGCGAGGACCCGGAUGUGAGGUUCAGUUACGGGAGCACCUGCGCGUUCAGCUGCUCCGCCGGCUAUGAGUUGGUGGGGGCCAGCACGGCGGAGUGCACGUCAGCCGCGGAGUGGAGCGAGAUGAUGCCUCGCUGCCAAGCGAUAACAUGCCCCGCCCUUGACCUUCCCAAGAGAGCCCAAAUGAACUGCACCCUCUCCCUCCUCCCAUCCUGGACCCCCUACCCACAAGACACAGUCUGCACCUUCAGCUGCGACGAAGGCUUCGAGCUCCAAGGUGCCCUCAGCGCGGCGUGCACGCAGUCAGGCCAGUGGACCGCCACGCCACCUACAUGUCUAGCUUCCACGUCUCAGUUUAACGCCAUCGUGGCCGGUGCAACAAUAGGGGGCGCCGUGUCCCUGUCUACCCUGUCUGUGGUGAUGUGGGUGCUGAAACGACUGAGGAGGAAAGCAAACAAGUUUGAGUUGAGCAGCAACUCUGACAUCGAGGACCCCCCUCAGGUGUACAAGAACAGCAUUGACAUCGACACAUUCUGUGUGGAAACAUCCAGGCAGUUGGAAAUGAAGUGGACGUGGAUGAUGCUCCUCCUCGGGACUUCUUUAGCUGGGACCUGCUCAGGGUGGAUGUAUCACCACUCCAGCACCACCAUGAACUGGACCCAGGCCCGGCAGUGGUGCAGGAAGACCUACACGGACAUGGUGGUCAUCCAGAACCAGGACGAGAACGACAAGCUGGUCUCCGUCUUGCCAAACAAGACCUCCAGCCCGUAUUACUGGCUGGGACUGACCAGGACGCGGGAGGACUGGACCUGGGUGGGGAACAACAGCACCUGGAUGAGCGAGGAGUCGUGGGCGGAGAACGAGCCCAACAACAACCGCAGCGUGACGGUCUGCGUGGAGAUCUACGUCAACAACGGAGACAACCGAGGGAAGUGGAACGACGAGAAGUGCCGGCAGAAGAAAUACGCCGUGUGCUACCAAGCUCAGUGCAAUGACACAAUAUGUGGACCAGGGCGAUGUCGGGAAGUCGCCAACAAUUUCACCUGUUUGAGUGACGCUGGCCUGCAGGGAAACACAAGUCACACAGCUGAACAGACUCCUAAUGAUACCAUGUUGGCUGAGACCUCUUUUCCUUCAACCUCUCACUCUGAACAGACUCCUGAUGAUAUCGUGUUGGCUGGGACUUCUUUUCCUUCAACCUCUCACUCUGAACAAACUCCUAAUGAUACCGUGUUGGCUGGGACUUCUUUACCUUCAGCCUUUCACUCUGUGCAUUGCACCCACCUGUCACACCCGAACGGAUACCUCAGCUGCUCAGACGGGAAUCACACCGUCAACUCCACCUGUCGGUUCAAAUGUCACCGAGGCUUCCUGAUGAUCGGCUCGCCAGAAGUCACCUGCGGGGCAACGGGGGCUUGGAGCAGCCCCGGGCCAGCUUGUGCAAGGUACAAAACCAUCCUGAUGGCUCUCGCAGGUUUCUGCGCUUUCACCGUUUGCUGCUGCUUCUGCAUUUGUGGCCUCAUGAACAGAAGGAGGAAGCCUCGCAAAGUGAGGUUGACGGAGGAAGCGACAAGACCGCCAAGUGAGCAGGAGACAUGACAAGCCAUUUUUUUAAUACAAAAGCCAAAACCAGUGAAGUUGGCACAUUGUGUAAUUCGUAAGUAAAAACGGAAUACAACGAUUUGCAAAUCCUUUUCAACUUAUAUUCAAUUGAAUAGACUGCAAAGACAAGAUAUUUAUUGUACAAACUGAGAAACUUUUUUUUUUUUUCCCAAAUCAUUUGCAAAUAAACGUUGCAAAAAAAGUUGGCACAGGGGCAUUUUUACCACUGUGUUACAUGGCCUUUUCUUUUAACAACACUCAGUUAACAUUUGGGAACCGAGGAGACCAAAUAUUUAAGCUUUUCAGGUGGAAUUAUUUCCCAUUCUAGCUUGAUGAACAGCUUAAGUUGUUCAACUGUCCGAGGUCUCCGUUGGGGUAUUUUACGCUUCAUAUUGUGGCACAAAUUUUCAAUGGGACACAGGUCUGGACCAGGCCAGUCUAGUCUUACUACAAAACCACGCUGUUGUAACACGCGGCUUGGUAUUGUCUUGCUGAAAUAAGCAGGGGCGUCCAAGAUAACGUUGCUUGGAUGGCAACAUAUGUUGCUCCAAAACCUGUAUGUACCAUUCAGCAUUAAUGGUGCAUUCACAGAUGUGUAAGUUAUCCAUGCCUUGGCCACUAAUGCACCCCCAUACCAUCACGGAUGCUGGCUUUUGAACUUUGCACCUAUAACAAUCUGGAUGGUUCUUUUCCUCUUUGGUCCAGAGGACACAACGUCCAGUUUCCAAAAACAAUUUGAAAUGUGGACUCGUCAGAACACUUUUACACUGCGCUGCUGAUUGGGAUGGUUUCCUGCUGGCUCCGCUGUGAACGGGACUCUCGCUGCUGUGUUGGAUCCGCUUUGGACUGGACUCUCGCGACUGUGUUGGAUCCAUUGUGGAUUGAACUUUCACAGUAUCAUGUUAGACCCGCUCGACAUCCAUUGCUUUCCUCCUCUCUAAGGUUCUCAUAGUCAUCAUUGUCACCGACGUCCCACUGGGUCAUUAUUGUCACCGAUGUCCCACUGGGUGUGAGUUUUCCUUGCCCUUAUGUGGGCCUACCGAGGAUGUCGUGGUGGUCUAUGCAGCCCUUUGAGACACUAGUGAUUUAGGGCUAUAUAAGUAAACAUUGAUUGAUUGAUUGAUUGACACUUUGCAUCGGUCCAUCUUAGAUGAGCUCGGGCCCAACAAAGCCGACGGCGUUUCUGGGUGUUGUUGAUAAAUGUUUUUCACUUUGCAUAGUAGAGUUUUAACUUGCACGCAGAUGUAACGGCCAACUGUAGUUACUGACAGUGGUUGUCUGAAGUGUUCCUGAGCCCAUGUGGUGAUAUCCUUAACACACUGAUGUCACUUUUUGAUGCAGUACCGCAUGAUGAAUCGAAGGUCACGGGCGUGCUGCUUACGUGCAGUGAUUUCUCCAGAUUCUCUGAGCCUUGUGAUGAUAUUACGGAUCGUAGCUGGUGAAAUCCUUAAAUUCCUUACAUUAGCGGGUUGAGAAAUGUUGUUCUUAAACUUUUGGACGAUUUGAUCACGCAUUAAUUCACAAAGUGGUGACCCCAGCCCCAUCCUUGUUUGUAAAUGACCGAGCAUUUCAUGGAAGCUGCUUUUAUACCCAAUCAUGGUACCCACUUGUUCCCAAUUAGCCUGUUCACCUGUGGGAUGUUCCAAAUAAGUGUUUGAUGAGCGCUCCUUAACUUUCUUAGUCUUUUUUGCCACUUGUGCCAGUUUUUGCAAACAUGUUCCAGGCAUCAAAUUCAAAAUGAGCUAGUAUUUGCAAAAAAAAAAAAAAAAAGUUUACCAGUACGAACAUUUAGAAUCUUGUAUUUGCAGUCUAUUCAAUUGAAUAUAGAUUGAAAAAGAUUUGCAAAUCAUUGUAUUCUGUUUUAUUUACGAUUUACACAACGUGUCAACUUCACUGGUUUGAGGCUUUGUAUAAUGCCACAACAUCAACAUAUUUUGUACAUAAAGUAAUUCUAAACUGUAGACCACUCGUCAUUUUAUAUACUUCAAUGAUUUGUAUUGUUAUAUAAUUACUUAGCACUCACCAUAGUGUUUAGGUACAUUGCAAUGUUAAUGCACUUAUGCCGUUUUAAAGAUUAAGGUUGUAUCCAGUUGUCUACCUAAUGCUUUUCUGUGAAGUAAAUGGUGUGUACAGUACUUUUUUUUUUAAACCCUGUUUUGUCCUGUUACAAUAUAGCCCCCCUUAGUAUUAUAUUUUAAUAUUUACAUAUUUAGUCAUACAGUCUGAUGCAAACAUUAGGUGGUUUUGUUUUUAAAUAAAAGUGCAAACA